AUGGCUCCUUAUGAAGCACUUUAUGGACGUAAGUGUAGGUCCUUGUUGCAUUGGGAUGAUGUUGGAGAAAGAAAGAUUUUAGGGCUAGAGAUUGUUCAGAAUACUGGUGAAGUCAUCAUUAAGAUAAAUGAGAGAAUGAAGGUAGCUCAGAGUCGAUAUAAGAGUUAUGCAGACAAUCAAAGGAAAAAGUUGGAGUGUUUUGUAGAAGAUAUGGUGUUUCUUAAAAUUGCUCCUAUGAAAGGGAUGAUGUGGUUCGGGAAAAAACGCAAGCUAUGUUCGAGAUUUGUUGGACCUUUUCAGAUUCUAGAUAUAGUUUGUGAUUUAGCUUAUAGGCUUGCUUUACCACCUGCGUUAUCUGGAGUGCAUAAUGUUUUUCAUGUAUCCAUGCUCUGCAAGUACAUUCAUGAUUCUUCACAUGUGGUGAGUUUUAAGCCUCUUCAACUCAAUAUGGACCUUACAUAUGAAGAGUUACCACUCCGAAUCGUAGAUCAAAAGGAAAAAGAACUACGCACUAAGAAAAUUCCUUUGGUAAAAGUUCUAUGGAGAAAUCAUUCAAUAGAAGAAGCCACUUGGGAACGUGAAGAUGAAAUUCACGAGAAGUAUCCUCAUCUAUUCGAUAGUUAA
Messenger RNA from Ziziphus jujuba (common jujube), 624 nucleotides. RefSeq lists its product as uncharacterized. Bases 1 to 624 code for a protein of 207 amino acids. NCBI's taxonomy places the organism in Eukaryota, Viridiplantae, Streptophyta, Magnoliopsida, Rosales, Rhamnaceae. The transcript has a single exon. The record is from RefSeq and is a predicted model, not a curated record.